Messenger RNA from Anoplopoma fimbria (sablefish), 1842 nucleotides. RefSeq names its product carbohydrate sulfotransferase 10 (gene chst10). Gene Ontology annotation, molecular function: sulfotransferase activity. NCBI's taxonomy places the organism in Eukaryota, Metazoa, Chordata, Actinopteri, Perciformes, Anoplopomatidae. Gene Ontology annotation, cellular component: membrane. The record is from RefSeq and is a predicted model, not a curated record. Gene Ontology annotation, biological process: proteoglycan biosynthetic process; carbohydrate biosynthetic process. The transcript is spliced from 5 exons. Bases 311 to 1411 code for a protein of 366 amino acids.
UUAUUAGCAGUCGGAUGUUGUGAAGAGCAGCGGACGCAGCAGGCAAGAGACGGUGUCAUCGCACAUAGUUUUCCUCUCCAGAGUUGAUUCAGCUGUGAAGUUGCUGUAACUCAAUAAGAAGGUAAAGACGCAAAGGCUGCCCUGCUGCUCUGUCAGUUUUUUGACAUUGAAGUAACCUCACAGAGAAAGACCAGCAUGGAUCAAGUUGUCUGCUGACCAGCUAACUAGCAGCUAACGGCUAGGCUAGCCUGUGUGUGUGUGUGUGUGUCCAGGUGGGAGCGUCGCUCUCUGUUUCCAUGGCCGUCGGCUGAUGGGCGAAGCGAUGCGGCACCACUGGCUGCUCCUCGGGGCUUGCGGCUGGGUGCUGCUCAUCCUGAUGUUCGUCAGCAAGUUCAUCAGCUUCAGAGCUGUAGAUGACUAUGGAGAGAGGGUCGGUGGUCUGAGCUGGACAGUGCCAGGCACCAAGGUGGUUAAACCCAUUCCUGUUUCCAACCCAGUGAAACCAGCACCAAGGCAAUCUGAUCAGCCCUCAGCGGUUCCUACGGUGACGGAUUGGCCCUCGGUCGUUGAGAGUCGGGGCGAGUUGCUCUCUGCUGUAUGCAAGAACAGCAGCCUCAGGAAUUUGACUCACGUCUCCAUCAACAAGUUUGUUCUGGACCGCAUCUUUGUCUGCGACAAACACAAGAUCUUGUUCUGCCAGACGCCUAAAGUGGGCAACACACAAUGGAAGAAGGUCCUCAUUGUGCUCAAUGGAGCAUUCCCCACUGUGGAGGAGAUCCCAGAAAACCUUGUUCAUGACCAUGAGAAGAACGGCCUGCCUCGUCUCUCCUCACUCACGCCGCAGGAUAUUACUCACAGAUUGAACACUUACUUUAAAUUUUUCAUCGUGAGAGACCCCUUUGAGCGCCUCAUUUCUGCCUUCAAGGACAAGUUUGUGAAAAACCCGCGCUUCGAGCCUUGGUACAAGCAUGACAUCGCCCCAGCCAUCAUCCGUAAGUACCGCAAGAUCCACCGCGACAGCGACCUCACCGCCUCCGGCCUGCACUUUGAGGACUUUGUCCGUUACCUGGGUGACAUGGAAGGCCGUCACCGCAUGGACCGGCAGUUCGGUGAGCACAUUAUCCACUGGGUGACUUAUGCAGAGUUGUGCGCGCCGUGCGAAAUACACUACAGCGUGGUGGGCCACCAUGAGACACUGGAGCAAGACGCGCCCCACAUCCUCAAAGCUGCAGGCAUCGACCAUGCGGUGUCCUACCCAGCCAUUCCACCGGGCAUCACCCGCUACAACAGGACGAAGGUGGAGCAAUACUUCUCAGGCAUCAGCAAGCGGGACAUCAGGCGACUGUACGCACGAUACCAGGGUGACUUUCAGCUGUUUGGUUACCCAAGCCCAGACUUUCUACUGAACUAAAAAGUGAUUAACACUGACUAAACGUUUUCAUAUGAAAUCCUCUCGACAUCUUUGGUUUACUGAGACAGAGGUGUAAUGUAGCUGACUGAACUGGCAGACCUGAAACACUGGUAUACGGUAGACGGCACGCUGUAAUGUUCUUAUUUUAUUUUUAAAUAACUGACAGGUUGGUGGGCUUUGUUGGCUGUAUUUCCAAUGACUGAAAAGUGCUGCCUAAUGUUCAUAUAUUUAACUUUUUUUUUAUGGAGGGAGGAGCUGUAAGUGAUAAGUGGGUGUCACCAAACCUGUAGUGUCAAAAUACAGUAAAAGAGAAAAAGAAAGUGUUGCUGCAAAAGGUGGAUGUGAGUAUGGGCAACGUAGUAUCACGUAAUGAGAUUCAGCGGCGAUAGAAAGCUUCAGAAUUGAUCAUUUAGUGUGAAAAAUAAGGUAAA